AUGUUCCGCCUGCUAGAUAUGGAUGUGAGAAGCUCGAAGACUGGCUACGGAUAUUCAGCCCUUCAUACUGCUGUCAUAUCUCGGGACAUCAAAGCUGUACAAGCACUAACAAGCACUGAAGCAUGUGAUCUAGAGUCCAGAGAUUCCAUGGGCUUUACAGCUUUGCACCUUGCUACACUACAAGGAAGUGAACAAUUGGUGCAACUGUUAGUACAAGCGGGAUCUGACGUCAAUAGUCGGACAAAAGUAAGUAUACCAGAGAAAAGUCUUACUAUCUCAGAACAUUUCAAACAAAAAGAAUGCGGCUCGUUGAGAUUUAAAAUUAAAUUAAACAAUCAUAUAGCCGUCGCUACAAUUUAGUCAUUAUAGGUAGGCAUGCAUGCGAAGGCUUUGGCUGUAAGAUUCUUAACUGUGAGUGCCCGGACCUGCAACACAAAGAGGGUGCAUCACGCAUGGUUUUCAAGCGAAUCAACAAUAUUGGAAGAAACUGGGAAGAGAAAGCGACUGGAAGGCCUGAUUCUCACAGGCUGUCCAGUGGAAGAAACGUAAAAAGUUAUUGUUUUUAGCAACUUGUCCUAGACACGAUGACACAAUUUAUAAACUGAAGUUUUCAAGUCAGUGUAGUCGUUUUCCUUGUUUUCAUUCAUGUAUGGCCAAAGACAGCCAUAAAUAGUUUCAUUGCACUUUUAAAGUGCAAAAUAGGAUUGGAACAUUGUAUUGAUCAGGGGCACCCAACGACAAUUUUCGGAAGAAUAUCUGUUCGGAAGACGAUUUUAGAUCUAGAAUUUUCGGAACAUUUGUUGUAAAAUUUCUUGCUUGCCUGCCUCUCCUAUGAUUUUCGAACAUCAAAAAAAUGGUAUAAUUGCCUAUUUUUAACGGAUUUUUACCCUAAAAAGGUCACGUAGAAUUUUCGGGAGCCUUUUUUCUGGCUGAAAUUUUCGAAAAGGUAAGUUUUGAUCCCUAUAAUUUUCGGAUCACUUGGCUUUCAGCUAGGAAAUCCGAACAGAUGAAAAAUUUUUAGGGGAUGAAAAUAUGCCUAUCUACCGUUUAAAUACUAAACGUUUAACAGUGCUACGUUUAAGUGGUUUUGAACUAUAUUCUCGUUGGGUGCCCCUGAUUGAUGUUUCAUUGUUGCAAAUACAUCUCUUGACAGUGCCUCUUAAGAAAGUACAUAAAAAGAGAACAAAAUCUGGCCAAUUUUUACUGAAUUUCCGAGACGCGUUGAAAAGGCUUAAAUCGUAUCGUAUUUGAAACUGGGAAUAGUUAACCGUCUUUGUGAAUGCAAGGGCCUUGUUACAGUCAUACAAUUAACCAUUUUCGCAUUUCCCAUAAUACAUCCUGUUACUAUCCAAAAUAAUACUCCUGGGUGUUACAGUGGUCCCGAGGGAAAUUUAAGACAAUGCUUAUCCAAAUUGGUUUGAAGGGCGUGAAGGGGGUAGAUAACAAGGUAUUUUGUGGGCAAUGUCAGGAGCUCAUAUUGGAUCUAGGCAAGGUGAAAAUGGUAAUUGCACUCAGAGAUUCUAUAGUCUGAUUUUUUUUAUCGUUAUCUAACGGUGAUCCUCGUGGUGUGUUUUAUUUUAGGAGGGAAUGACUUCACUUCACAUCAGUAGUGAACAUUCUGAGGCAGAACAAAACAUUAUAUCUACUCUAGUAACUGCCGGAUCCUGCGACGUGAACGUGCGCAACAAACUCGGUCGCACUGCGCUUCACUUAGCAGCUAAACUAGGAAACAUACAUAAUCUGAAAGUACUUAUUGACGCUGGUUGCGACAGAGGUAUUAAAGACAAACUUGGAUUCACUGCGGUUGGUUUGGCUUUUAAGUUUAAUCAGAAAGGGAGUGCGGAUAUUUUACUCCACUAUAAACCCCGGAGAAGUCGUAGCUCCUCCAAAGACAGUCUUCUGGAUGAAAAUCGAAAUGAACGAGCAGUUGAAUGCAAAGAUAUUGAAAAAGAAGAAGAGACAGUUAGGAAGGAUUGUGUUUGCACUACAAGUUUUCGAGUACGGGAUGUUAAAACUGUUCAUUCAUUGAAGCAGUCUAAAAAGAAUCAAAUUCAGUUUCAAGAACAUUGUAACAAGGUGUUAUUGAAGUUAAAGAACAGGGACGUAAAAGAAGGCGAAGAGUUGUCUUGGAAAAUUAACCAUCUUCUCGGAACUAUGGUUACAAGGAAAAGAGACAAAUUGGAUGGCUUAACCUCUUACAACUCGUGGAAAACACUUCACAUAUUAGAGAGAAAACUCUGGAACACAAUUCCAAGUUGUGUUUCUUUCAUUCAUUAUCCUUUUCUUGUAUACUCUGUUGCAUCGUUCGAUGCUCGACCAAGCAAACGAUGCUCCCUUGCUUUAAUAAGGGAGGACUUAUUUGGGAGAAAUGCUGAUCGCCGCAAUUUGGAAACGGGCUUAUUAGCAAAGCUGCUGACUGAUUUGAAAGGUACCUUACUCUGUUCUCGCAAUCCACGGGCGUCUUUUUGUUUUGAACAAAGGAAUUUGCCAGCAGGUUUGACCAGUUUUGACCUCGAAGAGACAAGGCCGGAGGAGGUACCAGUAUUUGACAACUUUGAACACUUCGCUCAAAUAUUAAAAGAGCUUUGCAAAUGCAAGAGCGAGAAAAUGUCGUCACUGAAGAGUGCAGAUAGUGAAGCUAAAAGUGCGGGCGGAAUCCAUACUAAAAGCAACAAAAUUUUGAUCGUCGGAGAUUCCGAUGGGCAAGAGCACCAAUUGCGCAAAAUAAUGAGCGAAUUCGGUGUGGAUGAAGUACAAGACUUUUUAUCCUGCCUAAGUCAGGCGAUCAACACUAGAAAUCCCCAACCGCCAUUCGUGGAAGAUUUCGUGGAAUUUUUUCUCGAAAACUCAAAGAUUUUUACAUAUUGUCUCAACUCAAAAUAUUCGUUGUUUAGGACAAUAUUGGACAAAUAUCUUUCAACUAGCAGCCCAUGGAUAGCGGACAGAAUUGCAAGUCUUUUCCUUCAAGUCUGCGUUGCUUUGUCGAGUGAGAAGCGACUAUUACUUAGGUGCGCCGGGGAUAUUAUGCAGCAAGGCCUGUCGCACGAACAUUGCAAUGCCUUUUCCCUCGGGAACUCCAUUUUAGUUCGAAUGGGACUUCUUAAGGGAGAGUUUGACGUCAACAUCGUAUCAAACCUCAAAGGUCCCCUUUUAGCGCUUGAACAUAUUUUCGGCGAGGAUUAUUUUCCAAGAAAUCUUGCUUCUACAUUUGCUUCAUUUCUUUCCAAAUCGAGUCCCAAACUGUUUGGAUUAGAGGAGUUGCGCCUUCGGGCUCUUGUGUCUGCGGUUACCCGAGAAGUUCUUCCUACUUCGGUGCAGGAAGGUGAAAGAGAGACAGGAAGGAGCUUCAAGCGAAUCUGUGACGUCGCUGCUCUUGAACAAUACAGGGAAUUACUUUCGAGGUGCAUAGACUCAUUAUUUUCUCGCACUUUUGUCGAGUUGAAAUGCAGGGCGUGGCCUGUUGGGGAGAGCCUUCUCUCGUACCUCGGCCUGCUGAAAAGCGAAUACUCCAUUGAGAUUGUUAGAAACCUGAAAUGCGCUUUAAAACUUCUUUUUCCUGUGGUGAAGCAAAGUUAUUUUCCACAAGAACUUAAGGAAAUGUUUUUAGUUUUCCUUAAAAAACCGAAUCCUGCUCUGAAUUCGUGUUCGUGGGUGGUUGAAGAGAUCGUUAAUAUAUUAGUAAAUAAGCAAGGUGAUUGGUAA
Porites evermanni is the source of this 3702-nucleotide messenger RNA. The record is from the annotation of a GenBank genome assembly. NCBI's taxonomy places the organism in Eukaryota, Metazoa, Cnidaria, Anthozoa, Scleractinia, Poritidae.